CUCUCACUUGUUGCUGCCUAUCGCUUUUGCUUUGAUAAAAGCCAUUACUCCCGGCCGUCCAUUGCUCGCCGCCGCCGCCGUCUCCGGCGACCGACCGCCAGCUUCGUCGUCCAUGGCCUCUACAAGCCCUAACCCGGCCUCUCUCUCCGCGCCCUUGCUCUCCGACUCCAUCUCGCCCGCCCACGCCGCCAACGGGCACGCAGCCAACCAUCGGCACCACCACGACGGCGCCGUCGCGGCCUCCGUGUGCGGCGACGCGGGGGACCCGUUCGCGUUCCUCUCGGAGGAUCGGCCGCCGCGGGACCGUGGGCCGUCCCCGGCCGACCCGUUCCGCAACGGCACGCCGGCGUGGUGCGGCGGCGCGUACGCGUGGGCGAGGACGCUGCUGCUCCUGCCGGUCGCGGCGGUGCGGCUGGCGCUGUUCGGGCUCGCCAUCGCCAUCGGUUACGCGGCCACGUGGGUGGCUCUCCGCGGAUGGGCGGACACGCACGUGAGGCCGCGGGAGGGCGGCGGGCCUAUGCCGGCGUGGCGCCGCCGGCUCAUGUGGAUCACGCGGAUCUCCGCCCGCUGCAUCCUCUUCUCAUUCGGGUACCAUUGGAUCAGAAAGAAAGGAAGGCCCGCUCCUAGGGAACUCGCACCUAUUGUUGUUUCCAACCAUAUCUCGUACAUAGAACCCAUAUUCUUCUUCUAUGAAUUAUUCCCAACCAUAGUUUCGUCCGACUCUCAUGAUGCCCUACCAUUUGUUGGAACAAUUAUUCGAGCGAUGCAGGUUAUAUAUGUUGAUAGAUUCUCACCUGCUUCUCGGAAGGCUGCUGUAAAUGAAAUAAAGGAUGUCCUUUCAGAGAAAGGCAGCUUGCAAUAGCUUCCCGCGGGUCCUGUUAUUCCCUGAAGGCACCACAACAAAUGGGAGAUUCCUGAUUUCGUUCCAACAUGGUGCGUUCAUACCUGGCUACCCUGUUCAACCUGUUGUUGUCCAUUAUCCACAUGUGCACUUUGAUCAAUCAUGGGGAAAUAUAUCGUUAUUAAAGCUCAUGUUCAAGAUGUUCACACAGUUUCAUAAUUUCAUGGAGGUAGAGUACCUUCCUGUUGUCUACCCUCCUGAGAUCAAGCAAGAGAAUGCCCUUCAUUUUGCAGAGGAUACCAGCUAUGCUAUGGCACGUGCCCUGAAUGCCUUGCCGACUUAUUAUUCAUAUGGCGAUUCUAUGAUUAUGGCACGAGCAGUAGAAGCUGGAAAGGUGAACUGCUCAAAUUAUAUGGUAGAAAUGGCUUGGGUUAAAGAUGUUUACGGUAUAAGCACAGCAGAAGUGAUGGAACUAUUGGAACAUUUCCUGGCUAUGAAUCCAGAUAACGAUGGACGUGUGAAAGCUGAAGAUUUCUGGGCUCAUUUUGGUCUGGAUUGCAGUCCUCUGUGCAAGAAGAUAUUUCACUAUUUCGAUUUAGACAUUAAGGGGUUGAUUACGUUCCGUCAGUUCUUGGUUGGGUGCGCGCACCUGAGGAAGCAACCACUGUUCCAGGGUUCCUGCGAGACCGCCUUUGAGAAGUGCCGGGGUCCUGAAACGUCUGAGAUCUCCAGGGCACAGCUAGCUGAUCUCUUGCGGUUAAGCAUGGUGCCACCUUCUGAUGAUAAGAUGCUGGAGCUGUUCAAGACGUUCGAUGUAGAUGGCGACGAGAAGAUCAGCAGGGACGACUUCAUGGCGUGUCUUGGGAGGUUCCCGUUCCUGAUCGCGUUCUUUGCUGCCCUGAUCAAUGGGGAAGUGUACAUCGAGAUAGUCUGAAUGAAUGCCUGAGGCAAAGCGAUGCCGCGUAAAAGGCUGGAGCUGCCAGUGCCAGGCGUAGGCAGGGGAUCCCUCCGUUUAUGCAAUGUGGAUACCCACCGGGUGCUCCUCCACUUUGAGACCAAAGCAACUGUAGUAUUGGGUAUUGGGUUGCAUCAAGUGGCUGACCAGUGUAGUGCGUCGAUUUUGUUUAGUUGCUUCGUUCGAAUUAUUAUUGGCCAUUUACCGAAUCUGUUGAGAUACGCGCUGGACUAGUAGAUUGUCGAUGGAACUCAGAACGCAAAUAGAAAGCAUCUGUAAUCUGAACUAACUGAGAAAACAUUUUUUUUUGGCUCUC
This is a messenger RNA of Zea mays, 2112 nucleotides long. RefSeq names its product Lysophospholipid acyltransferase LPEAT2. The record is from RefSeq and is marked validated. Lineage: Eukaryota; Viridiplantae; Streptophyta; Magnoliopsida; Poales; Poaceae. Bases 831 to 1775 code for a protein of 314 amino acids. Gene Ontology annotation, biological process: phospholipid metabolic process. Gene Ontology annotation, molecular function: lysophosphatidylethanolamine acyltransferase activity; calcium ion binding. The transcript is spliced from 13 exons.